Cladocopium goreaui is the source of this 2001-nucleotide messenger RNA. NCBI's taxonomy places the organism in Eukaryota, Dinophyceae, Suessiales, Symbiodiniaceae. The record is from the annotation of a GenBank genome assembly.
AUGGCUUUGGUCCGCUGGGAUGAUGAUGAUGCGGACAUGAACCAGCUGCAACGUUAUGACUCUUCGAGUGAGUCCACUGAUGCUGAGUCUUCGAUCGCGCAUGAUGUUGAUGAUGGUCGUCCACUACCCAUCAUUGAUCUAACCCAAGAACGACUCCAGUCACUACAUGCUCUUGGGAAGGAUAUCCCAUGUGCCGUGAAAAUUGGCUGCGGUGCAUGGGCAUUGGAAAACACCGCCUUGGACGGUGCCGGGCCGCUUUUCAAGGGAGAGAUGGAAGGACCAUCUGCACCACCUGCAGUGAAGUCAGCCAGUGUGACAAAUUUCUUGGUUCACUUAUACUGGACAGCUGCAGAGCCAAUGUCCACAGGGAUCAUCGCCAAGUCCAAUGCUCACAGUGGGGAUCAGAAGUUGCAGGAAGAGAUCUUGCAACGCCUCAUUGACUCUAAGUUGAUGGGCCCGACUACGGAAAUUCUUUUCCACCACGACCCCCAGCGUCUUGCAUUGCGAGAGCUCCCACAUGGGUGCUGGAGCAACGUGUUUGUGCUAUAUAGAGCCCAUUGUCGCUCUUCUGGUGAACCCCCAGCAGCAAAAUCAACGUUCUUCGCAGUAUCCCAAUCAUGGCGAUGUUGCAUGCGCUUUCAUAAAAAAACUCAACAUUCGCUUCGUGUCACAUGCAGUCGACUGAAGAUGGAGAUCAGAAACUCAAAAGACCUAAAAUCUCACUGUCAGUUCAGUCAGCAGUUGCUGAACCACUACUUUGCGGUCUUGGAAGACCGCAAGGUGUACUACACCGCCCGGGAGAGAGGGAAAACCUUUAAGGAUGUCCUCGUGUUGAUCAUAGACAGCUACGAUAAAGCCAAAGUGACACUGCCACGAUGGCCAUUUCAAAGGUGUUCCAAAAGACCCAUAUACGAACAGGUGAGGCGUACAUCCAUGACGUUGACUGGCUGCAUCGUUCACGGAUUCGGUGUUUUUUUGUAUUUGGGAGAUGAAGGCUUUGGAACCGGAGCAAAUUGGACGAUCGAAAUUGCUAUGAGGUCCAUCGAUCGAGCCUACGCAAUCGCACAGAGCAUGAAUCGUUCUCUUCCAGAUGAGCUCUUGUGCUGGGUGCAGGGCGAUAACGCCUGCAAGGAAGUUCGUAACAGUUACACUGGCAGGUGGGCUUCCCUGAUGUGCCAAGGCGGCUGGUUCAAAAACAUGGGACACCAUCAUAUGCAAAAAGGCCACACACACGAAGACAUAGAUGGUAUAUUCUCUAUCUGCACUUCAGCACUCAACGCCCUAGCGGACCUUCAAACCCCAAGAGAUGUUCAAAGGACACUCAUUGAUCGGAUGAGACCUCUUUUCACAAAGUCUGGGCUGGUCUUCGAUUGCGAGAUUAUCGACACUAUCCGGGAUUGGUGCCGGAUCAUGCCAGCUGGGGCCACCCUCAAGAACUGCUACCGGCCUCGAAAGGGUGAUUCUGAUCGAGAUGAUGAACGCUGUGUGCCACAGAGCUUUACAUUUAUGGCAAGAGAAGGAAUGCCAGGGGGUGGUUAUGGCAUCGAUAUGGAUGAGAGUAUCCCACGAAGACUACGUUCCGAGGGCUGUGCCAAAGAUAUUUUUGCUCUUGUGAAAGCCUCAAUGGCAAGUCCCACGCUGUCGCAGAAACCAAUACUGGUUUACCCGCAAAGCUUUUUACCAGCUACUGAAAGGUUCUUUCGUACCAUCAACUCAUGCAACCUGUUCCUGACAGCCUCCUUGGAUGAAAGCCGUUCCAUGGAGUUGAAUGAGCUGGCAAAGUACAUCGAACUUGACUUUCCUCACCUUCGAAGGGGGGUCGGUUACUUGAGGUCUUUGAGUGAUGACAACAGGAGACGGUUGCCAUCGCCUCACUUGAAGUUCAUCGAAGCGGGUCCCACUGCGGCGCAUGGUUUGGGGGAUGUGCGGGUCGGGGCAGUUCGUGCUGCACCUACUCCAUACAAACUCCAGGUGGUCUUUCAUCAUCGGCCGGCAGGAUGA